Synchiropus splendidus (mandarinfish) is the source of this 3140-nucleotide messenger RNA. It is a transcript of the gene prkci, whose product is annotated as protein kinase C, iota. The transcript has 18 exons. The record is from RefSeq and is a predicted model, not a curated record. Gene Ontology annotation, molecular function: ATP binding; protein serine/threonine kinase activity; protein binding. Bases 252 to 2018 code for a protein of 588 amino acids. Gene Ontology annotation, biological process: protein phosphorylation. NCBI's taxonomy places the organism in Eukaryota, Metazoa, Chordata, Actinopteri, Syngnathiformes, Callionymidae.
ACAAUGGACUCUCCCAGCGUUAGGCCUCUGCAGUAGGGAGUUGUUUGGUGGAGCCCGCAAGUUUCUCCUUACUUUAGACUUGAUAUUUGACUACUGUUUUCGGAAUUAAUACGGAUUUUUAGCCGUUUACAGUACAGUUGUUCGCUGCUGGUUGCCCCGCCACAGUGUUUGGGGUGUGCUGAACGAGUGGCUGCCUGGGGACGGAAGGCAGGAGGAAGCGUCGGUGAGUCGGGCUGACCACGGCGGAGCUGAUGAUGCCGACGCUGCGGGAAAGCACCAUGUCCCACCCCGGAGAGCAUUCCCACCAGGUCCGGGUGAAAGCUUACUACAAAGGCGAUAUCAUGAUCACGCAUUUUGAACCCUCCAUUUCAUACGAGGGCCUGUACGGAGAGGUCCGAGACAUGUGCUCGAUGGACAACGACCAGCUCUUCACAAUGAAGUGGAUCGACGAGGAAGGUGACCCCUGCACGGUGUCGUCUCAGCUGGAGCUGGAAGAAGCGCUGCGCCUGUACGAACUCAACAAAGACUCUGAGCUCAUUAUUCACGUGUUCCCGUGUGUGCCGGAGAAACCUGGAAUGCCCUGUCCAGGAGAAGACAAAUCCAUAUAUCGACGGGGAGCUCGGCGCUGGAGGAAGCUCUACUAUGCCAGUGGACACGCCUUCCAGGCCAAGCGCUUUAACAGGAGAGCCCACUGUGCCAUCUGCACGGAUCGAAUCUGGGGUUUGGGGAGACAAGGCUACAAAUGCAUCAACUGCAAACUGUUGGUGCACAAGAAGUGCCAUAAGCUGGUCACCGUGGAGUGUGGCAGACCGAUGAUUCAGGAACCUCUCAUGCCUGGACAAGCAUCAAACCAGAUAGAUCCGGCAGAACAGCCAGGCCCCCAGAAUAAAGAUUCCAGAGAAAGCUUGACUUACGACGGGGAAGAGAAAGAGGCGAGAAGCAGUCGAGACACGGGGAAAUCGCCUUCCAGUCUGGGCCUGGCCGACUUCGAUCUGCUGCGAGUGAUCGGCCGGGGGAGCUACGCCAAAGUGCUGCUGGUGCAACUGAAGAAAACGGAACGCAUAUACGCCAUGAAGGUCGUGAAGAAGGAGCUGGUCAAUGAUGAUGAGGACAUUGACUGGGUUCAAACAGAAAAACACGUUUUUGAGCAGGCCUCUAAUCAUCCCUUCCUGGUCGGACUCCACUCGUGUUUCCAGACGGAAAGUCGACUCUUCUUUGUUAUUGAAUAUGUGAACGGCGGCGAUCUCAUGUUCCACAUGCAGAGACAAAGGAAGCUCCCUGAAGAGCACGCGAGAUUCUACUCAGCGGAGAUCAGUCUAGCUCUCAACUACCUGCACGAGCGAGGAAUCAUCUACAGAGAUCUGAAACUGGACAAUGUCCUGCUCGACUCGGAGGGACACAUCAAACUCACAGACUACGGCAUGUGCAAGGAGGGCUUGAGACCUGGAGAUACCACAAGCACCUUCUGCGGUACUCCCAAUUACAUCGCCCCAGAAAUCCUCCGAGGGGAGGACUACGGCUUCAGCGUGGACUGGUGGGCGCUGGGCGUGCUGAUGUUCGAGAUGAUGGCUGGACGGUCGCCCUUCGACAUCGUGGGAAGCUCCGACAAUCCCGACCAGAACACAGAAGACUACCUCUUCCAAGUUAUAUUGGAAAAACAGAUUCGCAUCCCUCGCUCCCUGUCAGUCAAAGCAGCCAGUGUCCUCAAGGGAUUCCUCUACAAGGACCCGAAGGAGCGCCUGGGCUGCCACCCUCAGACGGGUUUCGCUGACAUCAUGGGUCAUCCCUUCUUCCGAAACGUCGACUGGGACCUUCUGGAGCAGAAGCAGGUGGUUCCACCGUUCAAGCCCAACAUCUCAGGAGAAUUUGGACUCGAUAACUUCGACGCCCAGUUCACCAACGAACCCAUCCAGCUCACGCCGGACGAUGACGACGUCGUCAAGAAGAUCGACCAGUCGGAGUUCGAAGGCUUCGAGUACAUCAACCCCCUCCUGAUGUCUGCGGAGGAGUGUGUGUGAGAGAGACGGCAGCCCGGUGCUCACACACACACACUCACACUCACACACACACACACACACACGCACACGUCAUGUGCGUCUCAGUGUCUUUGAGCUGCAGUGUUGGAAGACAAACCUUCUGACAAGUCUCACUUCCACGAUCGAGCGCUUCUUUGCCAAAUCCAGUCUCACACUCUGCCAUUUAUAACCACUUGCCCUUAAGUCCACAGUUUUUGUUUCUGAAUUAUUUUUAUACCAUGUAAAUCUGCACUGAUGUCAUGCCCUGCCGCGGCCUGUUGUCGACGGGGCGAGCCAGAUCUUCCGAAACGCUUUAGGGGACAGAGACGCUCCUAUCAGGUGGCGCCGUGCUUCCACGCCAUCUUUUAACUGGAAUUGUAAAAUAUGAGAUUGAGAUGUUAGACGAUGCCUUCCAGCUUCGAGCAACACUUUUUCUAAGUCACUCACCGCUCCUGUAGAAGAACCCUGACACGUCCCUUUAAACAAAUAUAUAUAUAGAUAUAUUUUCUCUCUUUUUUUAAUUUAACAACGUAGCUGCCAACAAACCUGUCGUCCAGAAUAAAGUAGAAAAAAAAAAUCCCGGAUCGUGAUGAUCGCGUCUCUUCUCCCGGAAUGAAGGAACUCAAUCGGCAGCGUCCAACUCACACAAGGAAAAACUGUGAAUGAAGCUGAAAGCUGGAGCUCAGUCCUGCAAGAAAACACACAUCCAGAGGACCAAAAAAAAGAAAAAGAGCUGGUACGUUCGAGUGGCUGCAGCGCCCGCCGUGUGCUGCUCUCCGUCAUAGAAAUGAUCUAUAUAUUACGUUUUGUUUGUUCUUUUUUUAUACUAUGCCUUUCUUUGGGUUUUUGUACUUUUUCAUUCCAUUGUAAAUCUGAUUACUGUACGAGUUCUUCAGCAGCCGCUCCGGGCGUCUGAACACUACGAGCAAAGUGAGAGGACAGAAGCACAUUUACCUGUUACUUCGACUUUGUUACGACUCUUGUGAUCCCGAUCGAUGUUUUCUAUCAUGCAACUGUUACGGGCGGAAACUCGCCGUCGCGAGUGGCCAACACCCGACUGCUGACCUUGUUAUUGUUAGUGUGCAAAGAAAAAAACAAAUAGUAAAAUAAACAUUUUAUUUCUUC